Leptopilina boulardi is the source of this 914-nucleotide messenger RNA. RefSeq names its product alpha-ketoglutarate-dependent dioxygenase alkB homolog 7, mitochondrial. NCBI's taxonomy places the organism in Eukaryota, Metazoa, Arthropoda, Insecta, Hymenoptera, Figitidae. Gene Ontology annotation, cellular component: mitochondrial matrix. Gene Ontology annotation, biological process: fatty acid metabolic process; DNA damage response. The transcript is spliced from 5 exons. The record is from RefSeq and is a predicted model, not a curated record. The coding region runs from base 177 to 854 and encodes 225 amino acids.
UAAAAAAAAAAGUUGUUGACAUUUUCAAAUGUUUUGUUUAUAUUAAGUAAUUUUAGUUAUAAAUUAAACAAAAACAAAUAAUCGACAAUUGCAUAUUAAUUUAUCAAUUCUUGGAAAAAGAAUAAAUCAUUUUAAAAAUAAUGUACAAUUUAUAAUUUAUUGAUUUAUAAUCAAAAAUGGGUUUAAGAUUUUUAAUAUUAAAAUCUCGAAAAUUUAAUAUUAAUAAUCAAAUAACUACUGCAUUAUGUACAAAUUCAACUGAAAUUUUACAUAAAAAUGAGGACAAUGAUUGGAAAAAAGAAUUACAAGGAACAAUGAAAGUUUUUGCAAAUUUUAUAAGUGAAGAAGAAGAAAAUUCAAUUCUUAAAGAAAUGGAGCCUUAUUUAAAACGUUUACGAUAUGAAUUUUCUCAUUGGGAUAACGCAAUUCACGGAUAUCGUGAAACAGAACGUUCUCAAUGGAAUGAAGAGAAUUCGAGAAUAAUUGAUAAAGUUCGAAAAAAGGCAUUUCCACCUGGAACACCACAAUUAGCUUACGUUCAUGUUCUUGAUUUAACUGCCGAAGGAUGGAUUAAACCACAUGUCGAUAGUAUUCGGUUUUGUGGUGACAUUAUUGCCGGUAUCAGUUUAUUAAGUGAUUGCGUUAUGCGUCUCACAUCAGUUGAUAUUGAAGAACAAAAGGAGGAUUUUCUUCUUCCAAGAAGAUCUCUUUAUAUAAUGAGUGGAGCGGCAAGGAAUAAAUAUAAUCAUGAGGUUCUAAAAGAUGCAGAUUCAUUUUUUAAAGGUGAAAAAAUUCCCCGAGGUAGACGUAUUUCCGUAAUAUGUCGUUGUGAACCAAAUGCUCGAGAUAAGUAGUUCAUAGAGUUUUAAUUUUACUGUACAUAGUAUGUAAAUAAAUAUUUAAUUUAAAAAUUA